This is a messenger RNA of Miscanthus lutarioriparius, 1287 nucleotides long. The record is from the annotation of a GenBank genome assembly. NCBI's taxonomy places the organism in Eukaryota, Viridiplantae, Streptophyta, Magnoliopsida, Poales, Poaceae.
AUGGGGGCGUCGGGGAAGUGGAUCAAGUCGCUGGUGGCCCUGAAGGCGCCCGAGAAGGCGGCGGGGCACAAGGGCACCCGCAAGUGGCGUCUGUGGCGGAGCUCGUCGGCCGCUUCCAGGGCCAGCGCCGGCGAGGGCAGCGCGCUGGCGUCCGAGGCUUCUUCGGCGUCGGCCGACUCGUUCAGCUCCGUCCUCGCCGCCGUGGUCCGCGCGCCGCCCAGGGAUUUCAUGCUCAUCAGGCAGGAGUGGGCCGCCGUCCGCAUCCAGACCGCCUUCCGCGCGUUCUUGGCGAGACGGGCGUUGAAGGCGCUGAGGGGCAUCGUCCGGCUGCAGGCGCUGGUGCGCGGCCGGCUCGUGCGCAAACAACUGGCCGUCACGCUCAAGUGCAUGCACGCGCUGCUGCGGGUGCAGGAACGCGCCCGGGAGCGCCGGGCGCGCUCGUCCGCUGACGGCCACGGUUCCCGGGGCCAGGAUGCGCUCAUCGGCCGUGCCAGUUCUACCAAAAACGCUAUGGAACAAUGGUGUGACCAUCACGGAUCUGUUGAUGAAGUAAGAUCAAAGAUACACAUGAAGCAUGAAGGUGCAGCAAAGAGAGAAAGGGCUAUUGCCUAUGCUCUGUCUCACCAGCCUCGGGGUGCAAAACACAAGGGAAGACCAAGUUCUCCUGCUAGCUGUGUUAGAAGCCAUGAGCCUAAUAGGUGCAAUCACGACUUGAGUUACUUGGAAGGAUGGAUGGCAACAAAGCCAUGGGAGACCAGAAUUAUGGGGGGAAAUCAUACCGACUCGCAGCUCGCGAAGAACUGCGAGGAGGCGAACUUGCCUGCCUCCAAGCUUUCUGAUGCUAGCUCAGUCAAAAUCAGAAGAAACAAUGUCACAACCAGGGUAGCAGCAGCCAAGCCGCCUCCUCCUUCGGUGCUGUCAGCUGCUUCUUCCGACUCUGUGUGCGACGAGAGCUCUCCGUCGAGAUCAUCAGUGACCUUGACGUCUGCUACCAACACUGUCUUAGCAUCAGAAGCAAGGUCAGACAGUUGCAACGCCGGAGGACCGAACUACAUGAGCUUGACCAAGUCUGCCAAAGCUAGGCUGAGUGGCUGCAGCAGCAGCCACCGAGGGUCGUCGUUCCAGCGGCAACGGUCCAGGGACAUGUCAAGGGUGGCUCUGUCUUCAAUCGACACCCAGAGCAACGCAGGCUCAGAGAUUUCAGUCACCUCCAAGAGACUGAACAGCAUGUCCCUGAAAGGAAGCCGGAGCAUGACGAUUGAUCGAUCGUUCAAGAUCAAUGGAUAA